AAGCGAUCUCGCGAUACUUGUGUAACCUCGUCUUAUUUUCACUACCUUGCGUGACGUCAUUUUCUACCACUCCGCUCGGCUACAAAGUAUCGGCAGGUCGUCGUCCUCUCAAAACUUUUGAACACGGGAAGACAUAUCGAGCAGAGAUGGAUAUUUUGACUGUGCUGCCGGCCAACUUCGGCUACGCCAUAUUUACCUACCUCUACAGCUGGAUUAUGCUGGGGUACUUGGCAGUGAAAGUCGGGGGUGCAAGGAAGAAGUACGACGUCAAGUACCCAACCAUGUACAGUGACAAGGAUCAGGUAUUCAACUGCAUCCAAAGAGCGCACCAGAACACGCUGGAGGUGUACUCCCAGUGGCUCGUUUUCCAAACCAUUGCAGCUCUUGUCUACCCGUUAUCAGCAUCGGUGCUGGGAGCUAUUUGGGUGACCAGCAGGUUUUCCUACGCCUGGGGCUACUACACAGGAGAGCCGGCCAAGAGGAUGAAUGGUGCCUAUGGCUACAUUGGAUACUUCGGAGUCAUCUUUCUGUCCAUAUCUGUAGCUUUGCAGUUGCUUGGAGUCUUCUAAGACAACUGCCAUCUUGUUUACUCAUUUAUACUGGCUCACAUGACAUUUUUAAAUGUAUCAACCUUAUAAGCACUGUUCAAUUCUUUCUUUACUGAUUUCAAAAUAUGAUGCUAAAUACCUUUCUACGGACCACUGACUUGCUACUCAAUAUCUUUUUCUGCCAUCUAUUUGUUGUCAAUGUCCCUCUAAUCGUCAAUAAAGUAACGUAGAUGCUGAUUGAUGCUA
Molecule: messenger RNA, 794 nt
Organism: Pungitius pungitius (ninespine stickleback)
Lineage: Eukaryota; Metazoa; Chordata; Actinopteri; Perciformes; Gasterosteidae
Gene: mgst3b
Product: microsomal glutathione S-transferase 3b
Exons: 4
Coding region: 147-569 (140 amino acids)
Cellular component (GO): nuclear envelope; endoplasmic reticulum; membrane
Molecular function (GO): glutathione transferase activity; glutathione peroxidase activity
Source: RefSeq, a predicted model, not a curated record